AGAGAAUACCCCUGGAGUAUCGCUGAAAAGAGGAAAAUACGGGACCGUCAGCAGGCUGAUAUAAAAUAUUUAUCUGGAUGGGAGCAGUGGAAAAGAACUAACAGUAAAUCACUGAAAAAAGUUCUUAGUGAAGUCAAGGAGUUGUCAUCUUACCUGGAGCUUUGGAGACAUGAUAUUCACAGCAUAGAAGGGAAAUUUGGUACUGGCAUCCAGUCCUAUUUCUCCUUCCAAAAAAUGAAUUUCAUAAUUUUUCUCCUGAUGUUCAGUUCUGUUAUCCUUCCCAGCAUCAUUUAUAAAUAUGGAAUAUUCAACAGUAGCUUUGCUAAAAUUCCUCCAAAGAACAUAGAGCCUCACUGCACAGUUUAUGAACCUAGUGGUAAUAAGGGACUUGUUUACUUCUAUACUUACCUCAAAGAUUUGCUCAGUGGCACUGGGUUUCUUGAAGUGACAAGUUUGUUUUAUGGCUAUUACAUGGUAGAUGCUGUGCAGCUCAGGGUCCUGAGGUACAACCUGCCACUAGCGUAUCUGCUGGCUACAUUUGCCUACCUUGCAUUAAGCCUCCUCUGGAUAAUAAAAAGGUCUGUGGAAGGAUUUAAGCAGAACUUGGUGCAUGAUGAAAAUCAGUUUCAGAGUUACUGCAACAAGGUCUUUGCAGGCUGGGACUUCUGCAUUACAGAUCCAAAUGCUGCACAACUGAAACAUUGCAGCUUGCAAUAUGAGCUCCAGACAGACUUGGAGGAAGAAAGACAGAAGCGGAAAAUAGAGGGCAGGACAAUGAAAGAAAAGCUACGCAUCUACUCUCUGAGAAUAUUUAUAAAUAUAAUCGUCAUUGCAGUUCUAUCAGGAUGCUUUUAUUGUAUUUACAGAGCAACUGUCUUCUCUCAAGAAAACUCCAAUGAUGUCAGCAAUAUGAACUACCAAGCUAAUCUCUUAGUGCAGUAUUUGCCUUCCAUUGUGAUCACAUUGGCCAACUUCAUUGCUCCUCAGAUCUUCUCAUUUCUGAUCAGAUUUGAAGAUUACUCACCAGCCUUUGAAAUCAAGCUGACACUCAUGAGGUGUGUCUUUGUGCGGUUGGCCAGUAUCGGUGUUCUCUUGUUCUCGCUGUGGAGUCAGAUCUCCUACUGUGCCACCGACAAGUGUAAGGCCUGUGGAUACAAUUACGAACUCUAUCCUUGCUGGGAAUCUGAAGUUGGGCAAGAAAUGUAUAAGCUGAUGAUAUUUGAUUUUAUUAUAAUUCUUGCUGUGACCCUGUUUAUGGGUUUUCCUAGAAAGUUGUUAGUUACUCAUUGCUCUUGCAAGCCAGUUCAGUGGUGUGGAUUACAGGAAUUUGGAAUUUCUGACAAUGUCCUGGAAAUCAUUUAUGGGCAGACUAUCUGCUGGAUUGGAACCUUCUUUUCACCACUUCUCCCCGCAAUAGCAACUAUAAAAUACUUCAUCAUCUUUUACAUUAAAAAGAUCAGUUUGAUACAUACAUGUAAAUCUUCAGCUAGGCCUGUCAGAGCAUCAAGUUCCAAUUUUUUCUUCUUGGUGGUGCUGUUGAUUGGGCUCGUCUUGGCUUUUAUUCCUCUGGGAAUCAGCAUAGCACAUAUCCCCUCCUCCAAGGCAUGUGGACCAUUUAGGAGUUUUAACACUUCAUGGGCAGUUGUUCCAGAUACAAUACUUGGGUUUCCAACGGGUCUGCAGCAGGUCCUUUACAGCAUAGCAUCAGAAGCCUUUGCAGUGCCUUUGUUUAUCGUCAUUUG
Eurypyga helias (sunbittern) is the source of this 1742-nucleotide messenger RNA. RefSeq names its product transmembrane channel-like protein 7. Gene Ontology annotation, molecular function: mechanosensitive monoatomic ion channel activity. Lineage: Eukaryota; Metazoa; Chordata; Aves; Eurypygiformes; Eurypygidae. The record is from RefSeq and is a predicted model, not a curated record. Gene Ontology annotation, cellular component: plasma membrane.